This is a messenger RNA of Trichobilharzia regenti, 1611 nucleotides long. The record is from the annotation of a GenBank genome assembly. Lineage: Eukaryota; Metazoa; Platyhelminthes; Trematoda; Strigeidida; Schistosomatidae.
AAGACGAUAAGCCAGCAACUAACUAUCACACAAUCUCAAAACAGCGUUUGCAGGAUACUUGAGAUGAAGCGUGUUAAAGGGUGGUGGUGAUAAACCAUCGGGUACACCAACAAUGAAAACAGAUAUUCCAUCGCACACGCACUCACAACACCCAAACUACUAGAAGAUACUUGUUUCAUGUGUGAGAGUUUCACACAAAACAGUGAGUGCAUUGUAGAAAACGAAAGGGCACACGAGGUGAAUCUCAGUUAUUUUCCCAAAGCUGGAGUAUAAAUAGCCUACAAUACAGCCGUGAUAUUAUAGCUUCUCUGCAACAGAGAAAUGGUCAAGGAAGAUAUUGUCCUACUGAAAGGCGUCGUUCUGCUUAUUUCAUUGUUGAUCGCCAUCCACGAUGUGAAGACAUAUACACUAAAAGACAACUUGACGGAUGCCAUACAACAAUAUAGUCACGUAUAUCAAAAGGCCGAGUUGGUGGAAUAUGACCUGCUGAAAAUGGCGACCAACAAAGACUUGAAAUUCACACAAGAACAGUUUGAAAUCGAGCAUCAGAAAGUGGAGCGCGAAUACAUGUUGACAUGGGCAGUCGGUUAUCUUGAAGCUGUGAAAGAUAUUUGGGGAUUGAGAAAUAAUGCAGACAUCGCGAAACUACAACUUCAAUAUUCAGGUGAAUCCUCUAAAAUUCCUAAGAACUCAUGUUAUCACAUGGAAAGUAGAACGGAAAAUGAGAACACUCGAAAAACAAUACGAUACGGUUGCGAUGUCAUGCAUAAAUAUGCUUCGUUGAAAUGGCAGACCAGAUUACACCUAGAUAACUUGACAGCUACAUAUCUGCAAGAACUGGAUAGAAGAGACUCCUCAAAAUUUAAGGAAGACAGAGGUGUAAAUUAUUUCUUGAAAAAAGAGGGAUUCGCGAAUGCCAAAGCCAUAAUGCAGAUCCAUCGAGGUUUCACUGAAAAAUAUUGUCUGUCAGCAUUGAGCGAAUUCAUCAAGUACGAGGGCGUAAAACUUUCAUCGGACUCAAACAAACAAAUGAAGGUGCUUAAUGACGCGGUGGGAAAAUUCAACAAAUCUGCUGAAUAUCUCGGAGGAGCUGUGAAGACCAUGGAAUACAGAAGAGUGGAAUUCAUGAGAUAUGACCAUCCUUAUCGGAGAGCAGUUGCAUUGGUCAAAGAAAUGGACGAGGAGAGCAAGCAUGAAUACGGUAUGUCUCCUUAAUAGAUGAUUAUCAUAUGCCUUGUAAGGGUGGUGUCGCGCUAACUCAGUGUUCUUUUUUGCACGACUGGAUCAGAUUCAGUGUGACUUCAUUUCGGGUGGUUGUUGGAAGACAGAAGUCUAUCCAUGUAUAGCCAAGUGGAUCUACUUUUGAUUUUGUAUUUCCUCGUGACUCGCAUUCCGAUUUGGACAUAUGUUGAAAGAUACAGUAAGAUAGGGCAGAAUGAAGUCAGCUGGUAGACUGGAUGAUAUUCUAACUUCUCAGUAGUUCUUGAGACUGAAAUGUGCUUUCCAGUUUAUCGGUGAAACAAAUAAACACCAGGGAGAAGCCCGAAAGUAUAGUUUUCAGUCCGAGGAUUUUAUCAUUUUGAAAUAAUGUGCACUACACACAUGUCAAAC